AUGUUCGGCUGGGACGACGCACACGACGACUACAAAAAGACUCAAAACCCCGAGAACAAAGCCGAGCUCAGCCAUGAAGUCCUCGCCGGCGGCGCCUCCUUCAUGGCCAUGAAAGAAUGGGAAGACCACCAACGCAAAGAGGGCAAAGAAGUCGACCACGCCUUCGCCAAAGAAGCCAUCGCGGCCAUCGCGGGCGUCGAAGUCGACCGGCUCGCCGAGACCAAGGGGGCGGACUACAUCGACCGCGAGAAGACGAAGCACGAGGCGAAGAAGCGGAGCGAGGCGUUGUAUGAUCAGCAUUAUGGGGAGGAUGAGAACUACAACCCGCAUAAGAAGCACCCGCAUAAGAAGAUUCAGCAGGAGUUUGGGGGGUACUAG
Saxophila tyrrhenica is the source of this 378-nucleotide messenger RNA. RefSeq lists its product as uncharacterized. The record is from RefSeq and is a predicted model, not a curated record. NCBI's taxonomy places the organism in Eukaryota, Fungi, Ascomycota, Dothideomycetes, Mycosphaerellales, Extremaceae. The transcript is spliced from 2 exons. Bases 1 to 378 code for a protein of 125 amino acids.